Falco peregrinus (peregrine falcon) is the source of this 2646-nucleotide messenger RNA. It is a transcript of the gene ARIH1, whose product is annotated as ariadne RBR E3 ubiquitin protein ligase 1. Gene Ontology annotation, molecular function: ubiquitin conjugating enzyme binding; zinc ion binding; ubiquitin protein ligase activity. Gene Ontology annotation, cellular component: ubiquitin ligase complex; nucleus; cytoplasm. NCBI's taxonomy places the organism in Eukaryota, Metazoa, Chordata, Aves, Falconiformes, Falconidae. The record is from RefSeq and is a predicted model, not a curated record. Gene Ontology annotation, biological process: positive regulation of proteasomal ubiquitin-dependent protein catabolic process; protein polyubiquitination; ubiquitin-dependent protein catabolic process. The coding region runs from base 113 to 1960 and encodes 615 amino acids. The transcript is spliced from 15 exons.
GCGGCGGGGCCGGGGCCAGCGCCGGAGGCAGGGGGGCGGCGGCGGGCUCCACCAGGCCGGCGGGGUGGGGGGGGGCGCGCGGGAGCCGCCGCCGUUUCUUCUGCGCCUCACCAUGGACUCGGACGAGGGUUACAACUACGAGUUCGACGAGGACGAGGAGUGCAGUGAGGACAGCGGCGCGGAGGAGGACGAGGAGGAUGAUGAUGAGGACGAGCCCGACGAUAACCUGGACCUGGGCGAGGUGGAGCUGGUGGAGCCCGGGCUGCGCGUCGGCGGAGAGCGCGACGGGUUGUUAGGCAGUGAGACGGGAGGGCUGGGCCCUGGCGGCGGCGGCGGCGGCGGCGGCCUGGGCGGCGGGCCGGGCCCCGGCGGCGGCCCUGAGCAGGAGGAGGAUUAUCGCUACGAGGUGCUGACCGCCGAGCAGAUCCUGCAGCACAUGGUGGAGUGCAUCCGCGAGGUCAACGAGGUCAUCCAGAAUCCAGCGACUAUCACUCGAAUACUGCUUAGCCAUUUCAACUGGGAUAAAGAGAAGCUGAUGGAGAGGUACUUUGAUGGCAACUUGGAGAAGCUCUUUGCAGAGUGUCAUGUAAUUAAUCCAAGUAAAAAGUCUCGAACGCGCCAGAUGAACACAAGGUCAUCAGCCCAGGAUAUGCCUUGUCAGAUCUGCUAUCUGAACUACCCAAACUCGUACUUUACUGGCCUAGAGUGUGGACACAAGUUUUGUAUGCAGUGCUGGAGUGAAUAUUUAACUACCAAAAUAAUGGAGGAAGGCAUGGGACAGACCAUUUCAUGCCCUGCUCAUGGCUGUGAUAUCUUAGUCGAUGACAAUACAGUUAUGCGUCUGAUAACAGAUUCCAAGGUUAAAUUAAAGUACCAGCAUUUAAUAACCAAUAGUUUUGUAGAGUGUAAUCGACUGUUAAAAUGGUGUCCCGCCCCAGAUUGCCACCAUGUUGUUAAAGUCCAAUAUCCUGAUGCUAAACCUGUUCGCUGCAAAUGUGGACGUCAGUUUUGCUUUAAUUGUGGUGAAAACUGGCAUGAUCCUGUUAAAUGCAAGUGGUUAAAGAAAUGGAUUAAGAAGUGUGAUGAUGACAGUGAAACUUCUAAUUGGAUUGCAGCUAACACAAAGCAGGAAAACAGGGCAGUCGUGUUUGGCGAGGGAUGUCUUGUGCCUUCACAGCUGUUUGCUUCAGUGACUGCAAGUCAGAGCCCAAAUUCUGUGUUGAAUUUCUUCAUUUUGAAGAACCUAGAAGGGAAUCGGAUCAGGUACCAUCAGAUGCAAAAAUCCCCUUUUUCAGUGGGAAAAACUCUGCAGGAAUGCCCAAAAUGCCAUGUCACCAUUGAGAAGGACGGGGGCUGCAACCACAUGGUCUGUCGGAACCAGAACUGCAAAGCAGAGUUCUGCUGGGUGUGUCUGGGCCCUUGGGAGCCACACGGAUCUGCCUGGUACAACUGUAAUCGCUACAAUGAGGAUGAUGCAAAGGCAGCAAGGGAUGCACAGGAGAGAUCCAGAGCAGCCCUGCAGAGGUACCUGUUCUACUGCAACCGCUAUAUGAACCACAUGCAGAGCCUGCGCUUUGAGCACAAGCUGUAUGCUCAGGUGAAGCAGAAAAUGGAGGAGAUGCAGCAGCACAACAUGUCAUGGAUCGAGGUGCAGUUCCUGAAGAAAGCAGUCGACGUCCUCUGCCAGUGUCGUGCCACACUCAUGUACACUUACGUCUUUGCCUUCUACCUCAAAAAGAAUAAUCAGUCCAUUAUCUUUGAGAAUAACCAAGCAGACUUAGAGAAUGCCACAGAGGUGCUUUCUGGGUACCUUGAGCGAGAUAUAUCCCAAGAUUCGCUGCAAGACAUAAAGCAGAAAGUACAGGACAAGUACAGAUACUGCGAGAGUCGACGAAGGGUUUUGUUGCAGCAUGUGCAUGAAGGCUACGAGAAGGACCUGUGGGAGUACAUUGAGGACUGAGACUGGCCCCGCAUAAAACGAACUCUGAAACCUUUACCAUCUAGAGUGCUCAUGCGAUUCAAAUAAAACACACACAAGGCGCUACGCCUGUUACACCGCUGGUCUGUAGUACCGGGAUUCUGUUUUGUUAACAGAAAAUUUAAGUAAAUUAUAUUGUAAUAAAAAAAGGUAGAUAAACCAUUGUACAACAGUAUUCUAGGCGGCCAAUAAGAGUGUGACAGACGCACUAAAAAAAAAAAAAAACCCUCCAACUUUAACUUGUAACGUAGCUUCAUUCUCCAAGCCGACUCCUUUUUCUUUUCUAUCUUUAUUUUCCUGUGUGUAGUACAGAUGGAAUUUAAACCAGUUUCUUGACACUGCUUUUCAUGUCCAAACCAGCCAUUUUGAUGUACUUUGGUAAGGGGGGGAUGGCUCUCCUGCCCCCCUUUUCCUCUCUGCCACCCAAGUACACAGAUGAAUGUUGAUUGGCUCAUUGUAAAGAUUAUUCUUGGGGAGGGGAGGAGGGGGGUUACACAGCAAGGAAAAAAAAACACCUUUGUAUAUGACUUUUAAAACAAAAAGAGGACAACACAGUAUUUUUCAAAGUUGUAUAUAGCGCAUAUGCAUGGACAAAGAGCAAGCGUGGCACGUGUUUGCAUAAUGUUUAAUUACAAAAAAUAUUUAUUCUUUAAAAAUCUUCAAGAUUA